GAGUUUGGACCAAAGAUGGGAAGAGAGAUUUUGAUGUUCACUCGACUUAUUCGUGCUUCUGAAUUAGUUGGAAUGGAUUGUGUAGAACAGUAUAGUCCACAUAGAGUAUCAAUGCAAUUUGGAUUUGAUCAAGAUGUGCCCGGUUGUGUGAAUCAUGCUUGGAGAGACUAUGACAGACCAAUCAAAGAUGCCAACCUCUAUAUACCUUCUAGGCUCUUCGAGUCAGAUGUCAGCAGCCAAUACUUGGAGUGGUGGAAGAACCAAAAUGUUGCACCUGAGGAUGCAGCUAAAACUCGUGAAAGGAUGCCAAGAAUGUCGUGGGGACAUCACGGAAAGAUUAAUGCCUCUGCAUGUUGUGAUUUUUUGCAGAAUGGUGAUGAGGUUAGCAAAGAUGGUAGUUUUCAGGAUUGUGAAAUGAGAGCUGUAGAAUCAUCAUCAGAUGAUGACAAUAUACCAAUUUCGGAAUCUUUACACAAGAGGAAGCUCAUGAAGAAAGAGAGUACUCUACCUGGUAGUCAAGAACCCGUUGUUAGCACCCAAAGCCAAUCUUCUUCAGCUUCAAAUGAUGGAACUGCUAGAGAAAGGGAGACUAUAUUGGAAUCAAAACUAUUAAACGAGAAGCUUGAGACUUCAAAUGGAAAAUCAGAGGAAUUAGAUGAACAUGAGGCACAUGUAGUUAAAGAAAUGGUGCCACUAGAGAGCAAGGACAAGAAUUACAAAGAUGUCUCUAAGCUCAACUUGCCUGAUAAUUUAGAACUUGCAAGAAAGGGUCCAGAUGCAAGUGGUAGAUAUGCAGAAUUUUCGAGCAAAACUUCUGUGGAAGCACCUAAGGUAACUGCAAAAGGCAGGACCAACAUAACGGAAGGAAAUAUGGAGACGGGAAACACUAACCACCAUGAGAAUGUGAACAAUAGAUAUGAAAUGACUGAUAUUCUGAAACUUGAGAUGAGGAUUAGAAACCUUGAAAACAUUAAUGCUGGAAAGGUUCCAAGAUUCAGGACAAGGGAGUGGCUGUUGUGAAUGCAAAGUCAAGAUUACAGAUAACUUCGCCUAUGCUAAUUUUUUCACUCUCCCCUGGAGUUCAUCUAGCACUGUUAGGUUCCCCAUUUGAAUUACUGCUUCCAUAUCUACAAUCAUGAAGUUCAAAUAAUUUGCUUGAUUGCUAGUAACUGGCACAUGAAACACUUUGUGGAAUAUUAUUAUAACUCGUGUGACUAUCUGCAUGCAUCUUCUAUAAUUGAAAUAACCACUGCUGUGUUUCACUUCACUCGUCAAUUCUCAUCCUCUCAUUGUGCUAAAAAUGGUUUAAACCUGCAUGAUUGCUUUUGUUCCAGUAUAUCAAGUUACUCUGAACUCUGAGUUCUUUUUUAAUUCCUUUUCCUUCUUCAAACAAAGCAAGUUGAGUAAUGAAAAUCUCCUUUAUGGUGUGGAGACUGGAGAGUAAUUAGAAGUAAAAUUCCGGUGGGUGAGGUAAUAUUGAACUUUGGCCAUCUUCUUGUCUCAAAGUGUACUUGUUGCAUAUAGAAAAAACUAUUGGGCGUGUCUUUGUUUCAGGGGAUAUUGCAAGACAGGUAUGGAGCUAUUUUGCAGGAUCAUUUGGCAUAUCCAGAGAAUUUAAAUGGAGAAACAUGGUUGUUCUUCUUGUUACCAUUCAAAAAAAAAAAAAAAAAAAACAUGGUCAUUCAAGAUUUAUAUAGCCGGGUCCAACUUGUUUGAGACUUAGGCGUAGUAAUCGUUAUUGUUGCAGUAUUAGGCAUAGCCAGACAGGGGCACACGCUUGGUACAAUGUUAAAGGUUAAUGCUCAAUUUCAAGAAUCAUUCAUGACAUUAUUUUCCACUUGAAGAUAUUCUCGAAGAGGAGAUGGUCAAGGAUAUAAAUUAGGUGGUUUUGGAAUAGAAUAUUCAGAAAAAUAGAAGUAUGUUAUGGAAGAAACCAUAGUAGUAAUGCAACUAGGAGGACUGCAGAUAGGAGAAUUAUUAGGAUUUUUUUUUUUUGGAGAAUUUGUACCAAGAAUUAGUCCUGAUCAUAGGAGAAUUGUGCACAUUUUUUUUUGAUUAACUAUCAGAUAUCCCUAACCCACUGGCCAGACUAAUUUGGAUUUGCAUUUGAAACCGAGACAUCUGAUUAAGAGUUGAGAAAUUCCAACCAUCCCACUACACCCCCCAGUGGUCAGUACUCCUACAUAACUGAAAGAAAUAUGGAGAUGGGAAACAUUAAUAACUAUGAGAAACGGAGCUACCGAAACUUGAGAUGUGGAUUAGCUCAUUCUUCUAUUAGGUUCUCUUGUAACUAUCUCAACUUUAGUGAAAAUUUUACACUUGACUUAUAUUUCAGUUCACUUGUUUGUAUUCCAGGUUGCUGACUGUUUUGCAUAUUAACAACCA
Lycium barbarum (goji berry) is the source of this 2385-nucleotide messenger RNA. RefSeq lists its product as uncharacterized. The record is from RefSeq and is a predicted model, not a curated record. Gene Ontology annotation, biological process: meristem maintenance; meristem development. The coding region runs from base 16 to 1020 and encodes 334 amino acids. Lineage: Eukaryota; Viridiplantae; Streptophyta; Magnoliopsida; Solanales; Solanaceae. The transcript is spliced from 2 exons.